AUGAGUGAAGAGGUAACGAUCAACCAUCCACCAAAAUUAAGAAUCAUACCGCCAUUAAAUUUUUGUCCGGUUGAACAUCAAUUAUAUAGGUCAGGACAACCAACAAUUAUAAAUCAGUCAUUUUUAAAAGAUUUAAACCUUAAGACUAUAAUAUGGUUAGCUACUGAAGAACCACAAGAAGAAUUCUUGGAUUAUUGUUCAAUAAAUAAUAUAAAUCUAGAAUUUGUAGGGAUGAUGGAUGAUUAUAAUUAUAAUUAUGGGUCUAACAUAAACCCUUGGGACACAUUGAGUGAUUCCACCAUACAAAAAUCAUUAGAAAUUAUUUCCAAUAAAGAGAACUACCCAAUUCUAGUAUGUUGUGGUAUGGGAAGACACAGAACAGGUACGAUUAUUGGAUGUUUAAGAAGAUUACAAAACUGGAAUUUAGCUAGUGUUUCUGAAGAAUAUAGGAGGUUCACAGGUGCUAAAGGUGGAAGAAUUCAAGUUGAGUUAUUGAUCGAAAGUUUUGAUAUAAAUUCGAUUGAAAUUGAUCCUAAUAUGACGCCUGAUUGGUUAUUAAAAUAG
Messenger RNA from Yamadazyma jaroonii, 564 nucleotides. Lineage: Eukaryota; Fungi; Ascomycota; Pichiomycetes; Serinales; Debaryomycetaceae. The record is from the annotation of a GenBank genome assembly.